Messenger RNA from Actinia tenebrosa (Australian red waratah sea anemone), 1300 nucleotides. Its product is annotated as nuclear cap-binding protein subunit 2. Gene Ontology annotation, cellular component: nuclear cap binding complex. The record is from RefSeq and is a predicted model, not a curated record. Gene Ontology annotation, biological process: mRNA cis splicing, via spliceosome. Gene Ontology annotation, molecular function: RNA cap binding. Lineage: Eukaryota; Metazoa; Cnidaria; Anthozoa; Actiniaria; Actiniidae.
UUCAAGAUGGCGGAACUGAGUGCAUAUCGUGAUCAACACUUCAAGGGAAGUAGACAAGACCUCGAGAGACUUUUAGAAACCAGCAGUACAUUAUACGUGGGGAAUUUAUCGUUUUACACAUCCGAGGAACAGAUUUAUGAGCUUUUUUCACGAGUAGGGGAGAUUAAGAGAGUAGUUAUGGGGCUGGACAAGAUAAAGAAAACGCCAUGUGGGUUUUGUUUUAUAGAAUAUUACACAAGAGAGGAUGCAUUCAAUGCUAAUAGAUAUAUAAAUGGCACUCGCCUUGAUAACCGUAUAAUUCGUACUGAUUUUGACCAAGGUUUUGCUGAAGGGCGUCAGUAUGGCAGAGGAAAGAGUGGAGGACAAGUACGUGAUGAAUACAGAGAAGAUUAUGACCCAGGACGAGGAGGAUUUGGAAAAAAGCAAGCUGGUUCGUUUUCAAGUCCUCCAGUUGCCUACACCAAGAGAUAACACAAGACUUAGUGUAAAAUAGUUGUGAGAUAUGAGAGAAGGCAAGAGAUGUAUUUUGGUUUCAUUAGUUUUGCAAGAAAAGACAAGCAAGACAUAAACUUUUAUAGAUUAACAAACCUAGAUGAUCUCAGUGCUUCCAUGAAGAAAUUGAGAAAGCCAUUUUAAGAACCAAGUUACUGCCAAGUUAGAUGUCAGCCAUUAUGAGAACGGUGUACGGAGAAUUUAAAAACCCACUAAUGCUCAUUUUUCUGAUUUUGAAAAAAACUUGAAACUAAGAAGCAUGUGAUAAUGAAUCGCUUUUUGGUGCAAUAGGCCAUUUCACGGAUCCCGUUACUCAACCUCAGCCUCGUCAGCGUGUAAUUAUUCUUUAGAAUUUGACUACAGUCCGCAGUAAUGAAAGGAAUUUACACAUCAACGAACAAUUGAAAAACAAAAAUUUCACAGGUUGUGGGCAAUUUCUAAAGAAUAUAUUACACGCUGACGAGGCUGAGGUUGAGUAAUGGGAUCCAUGAAAUGGUCUAUUUGCAGCAAGAACAGUUUCUAAAAGCAGUGCACAAGAUAUGAAAUUAGAAAUUUGGGUCUUUUUUUGCUAAUCACCUAAAGCACAAAUUCAAAACAGAAUAAAUAAUUAUUCUUGAACUAAAUUGCAAAUGCAACAGGAUUUUUCAUAAAAGUCUUACUAGAGGAAGCGUACAUAAGUUUUGUUAUGUCAUGUCAAGAUAUGACAAAAAAAUCUUCAUUAUAUGUAAAUUCGUAUCAACCUGUCCCUGUUUUGCAGUUGAUCAUUAUUUGAUAUUAAAUAUUUUGCUUUAUCAUUAUUUUAUCAUAA